AUGAAACUACCACAAGAAACUAUCAAUAAACUACAAAAAGACCCCCAAUCCAUACGGAAUAUCUGUAUCCUCGCCCAUGUGGAUCACGGGAAGACCUCAUUGAGUGAUUCGUUACUUGCAACCAAUGGAAUCAUCUCCCAAAGAAUGGCAGGUAAAGCCAGAUUUCUCGAUUCAAGAGAAGAUGAACAAUUAAGAGGUAUCACCAUGGAAAGUUCUGCUAUCUCCCUUUACUUCAAAACCAUGAAAAAGAUCACAAAUGAAGAUGGGUCCGAUGACAGUGUUAUCCGUGAACAUUUAAUCAACUUGAUUGACUCUCCAGGUCAUAUUGAUUUCUCAUCUGAAGUAUCUACUGCUUCAAGAUUAUGUGAUGGAGCUGUUGUUUUAGUGGAUGUAGUGGAAGGUGUAUGUUCACAAACAGUCAAUGUGUUAAGACAAUGUUGGGUGGACAAGUUAAAACCCAUUUUGGUGUUAAAUAAGAUCGAUAGAUUGAUCUUAGAAUGGAAAUUAUCUCCGUUAGAGGCAUACCAUCAUUUAUCCCGUAUCAUUGAACAAGUCAAUUCCGUCAUUGGAACUUUCUUUUCUGGUGAUAGAAUGCAAGAUGAUUUAGACUGGAGAGAAGGUGGUCAGGUAGAAGAGUUCGUGGAAAGAGAUGAUAGUGAUUUAUAUUUUUCACCUGAAUUGAAUAAUGUCAUUUUUGCUUCUGCUUAUGAUGGUUGGGCCUUCCUGAUCAAUACCAUGUCUAGAUUUGUAUCUUCGAAGUUAGGGUUCAGUAAUCAGGUGAUUCAGAAGACUUUAUGGGGGGAUUUCUAUCUUGAUAUGAAGAAUAAGAAAAUCAUCCCUGGUAAGAAAUUAAAGAACCAGAACUUGAAAUUGAUGUUUGUAAGUCUUGUAUUGGAACAAAUAUGGGCUGUUUAUGAGAAUUGUAUGGUUAACCGUGAUGAUGAGAAACUUUCCAAAAUUACUGAAAGAUUGAAUAUUCAACUAUCAGCUCGUGAUUUAAGACUGAAAGAUCUCCGUGCUAUUUUAACCAUCAUCAUGUCUCAAUGGUUACCAUUAUCCCAUGCUUUGUUGGGGAUGGUUAUCGAUUACUUACCAUCACCAGUUAAAUCACAAAAUGAAAAAAUGACCAAAUUAUUAAAUGAAUCUUUCUAUAAACUUGUUCCUGAAGGUCAGUUAUCAUCAGAUUUCGAACAUUCAGUUAAAAACUGUGAAUCUGACGAGUCAAAUCUUUUGGCCUACGUUUCAAAAAUGUUAUCCAUCCCAAAUACAGAAUUACCUAGAGAUGCGGUGAUUGAAUUAACAGAGGAACAGAAGGAAGAGAAAUCUAGAUUAGCUAGAGAACAAGCACGUAAAGCAUCAGAAGCUGCUGCCAAAUUGAAAGAAGAACAAGCAGCUGAAGAAUCAACAAACGAUGAAUUUGCUCUUCCUUUAGCUAAACUUGAUCCAUUUGAAUGGGAAUAUGAAGAAGAUUUCUUUGAUGAUGAUGAAGAAACAAACGAAACUUUAGUGGCAUUCACACGUAUCUUCUCUGGUACCUUAACCCGUGGUCAAACCAUAACUGUGGUGGGUCCUAAAUAUGAUCCAUCUUUACCUGAAGACAGUAUCACCAAUAUUCCUCAAGUUUCCCAAAUCAUUGUUCAAGAUUUAUUCUUGAUCAUGGGAAGAGAAUUAGUACGAAUGGAAACUGUACCUGCUGGUAAUAUCGUUGGUGUAGUCGGUUUGGAUGGUACGGUAUUGAAAACUGCCACUUUAUUAUCUUCAUCUAUACCAUCUCCCUUCAUCAACUUAUCUUCAACUUCCACUUUGAUUCACAAUAAACCCAUCAUGAAGAUUGCUGUAGAACCAACCAAUUUGUUAUCUUUAGGUAAACUUGAAAGAGGUUUAGAGCUCUUAUCUCAUGCCGACCCUGUUUUUGAAUGGUAUAUUGAUGAUGAUACUGGGGAAUUGAUUAUGAGAGUUGCUGGAGAACUUCAUUUAGAAAGAUGUAUCAAGGAUUUGAAUGAUAGAUUUGCUAAGGAUGUGGAAGUCACUAUCAAAGAGCCAGUGAUUCCUUUCAGAGAAACUUUAGAUCCUUCAGGAACUUCAGCUUAUAAUGAAGAAGAUGAUGUCAGCAAUGAUGUUGAAGGAUUACAUUUAGAAUUUGAAACUUUCCCAUUAGAUCCUUUCAUCACCAAAUUCUUGAUCAACCACGAACAAGAUAUCUCCAAAGUAAGAGAUUUGAAAGCUAGAGGUACUAUUUAUGAAGAAUUCAAAAAGAAGUUGAUCAACUUCUUAAGUCAAGAAUCACAAACUGACAAAGAUUCCUUUGAUUUUGGUGUAGAAAAGUACGGGUUUACUGAUGUGGAACUGUUUGUUGAUAAGAUAGUAUCUUUUGGACCUAAAAGAAUUGGUCCUAAUAUUCUUAUUGAAGCACCUGAAGUCAGCAAAUUUAAGCAUAUAAUGUCUCAAGAUUCUCCUGAAUUGAUCGAAUAUGAAGGUUAUAUCACCAACGGGUUCCAAUUGGCUAUGAAUGAAGGUCCUUUAACUUCAGAACCUAUCCAAGGAGUAUUAGUAGUCAUCAAGAAAGCCUAUGAAAUCGAUAAUUCCAACCAAGAAUUCUUAUUAGGACGUCAAGGAAGAGUUAUCACCCAAACCAGAGAUUUAAUCCAUCACAAUUUCCUCCAUAAUGGGGCAAGAAUUUGUCUCGCCAUGUAUACUUGUGAGAUUCAAGCUACUACCGAAGCUUUAGGUAAAGUUUAUGCUGUGGUACAAAAAAGAGGAGGUCAUGUGGUUAGUGAGGAAAUCAAAGAAGGUACACCAUUUUUCACUAUUGUUGCUAGAGUUCCAGUUAUUGAAGCUUAUGGAUUCUCUGAAGAAAUCAGAAAGAGGACCAGUGGAGCUGCUUCACCUCAAUUAAUCUUCGAUGGAUUCGAUAUCUUGGAAAUAGAUCCUUACUGGGUUCCUCAUACUGAAGAAGAAUUAGAAGAGUUCGGAGAAUUCGCCGAACGUGAAAAUGUAGCCAGAAGAUAUAUGAACGAUGUUAGACGUAGAAAGGGAUUAUUUGUAGAUGAAAAAAUCGUCAGUAAUGCUGAAAAACAGCGUACCAUGAAAAAAGAUUAA
Molecule: messenger RNA, 3099 nt
Organism: Yamadazyma jaroonii
Lineage: Eukaryota; Fungi; Ascomycota; Pichiomycetes; Serinales; Debaryomycetaceae
Source: the annotation of a GenBank genome assembly